AUGGCUGAAAAUACUCUCAUUCAACAAGCGCUCGAUUUAUUUGAUAGCGAACGGUUGUUGGAAGCAUAUCACUUACUCAUGGAUAAUGAAAUUGACGUUACAAAUGUUGAGUCUCCUAGUAGUAAUAAAUCAAUACUACCUUCGGAAAUAACUCAAAAAUUAAAACAAAUUAUUCAUGAUGGAAAAUUGGCAGAGCAAGUCAUGAGAGAAUUUAAUUCGGAUGAUGGUUGGAAAUUGUGUGUUGAAAAAGACAAGAUGCAAAGUUUUUACAAGGACAAUGGAAGAGGAAUGCAUGCCGUCAAAGUUCAAGGACAUAUUUCAGCUCCGAUUUUUCAAGUGCUGUCCAUAUUUUAUGAAGUGGACCUUUACAAAUCAUGGGUACCACAGAUGAGAGAAUCCUUAAUAAUUCAUAAAUUGGCCAAGUACAGAUUUCUUUCAUAUUUUUCGUUCGAUUUACCGUGGCCAUUUAGCUCCAGAGACUUAAUUUCGUAUGCUUUUGCGGUUGACAAGCUUGAAACAGAUGGAUCAAUUAUGGUAGCCGUUAAAGGUGUGACAUCAAAAUCGUUGCCACAACACAAAGAUAUAAUUUCCAAGUUUGAAAAGCCAAAUAAUGUAUGUGCAGAGUGCGAAUAUUCUGGUUUUCUUGUAAAAUAUAUUUCUCCAGAGGAGACUUAUGUACAAAUUGUGGGAAGUAUUGAUCCAAAAUUGUCCUACGUACCUUAUUGGUUCAUUAACAUGGUGACAGAUCAUGCAUCAUAUCUGAGCAUGUUGAAAUUGAGAAACGUUUCCGCAAAAGUUCCUGAUUCAGAAUAUCAAAAACGAAUCGACACUAAUGACACAAUAUACGGAGACAUUAAGAGAAGAUUAGAAUCGCAUGUCGAAUAA
Messenger RNA from Naegleria lovaniensis, 885 nucleotides. RefSeq lists its product as uncharacterized. NCBI's taxonomy places the organism in Eukaryota, Heterolobosea, Eutetramitea, Acrasida, Naegleriidae. Gene Ontology annotation, molecular function: lipid binding. The coding region runs from base 1 to 885 and encodes 294 amino acids. The transcript has 4 exons. The record is from RefSeq and is a predicted model, not a curated record.